Knipowitschia caucasica is the source of this 1446-nucleotide messenger RNA. The record is from the annotation of a GenBank genome assembly. Lineage: Eukaryota; Metazoa; Chordata; Actinopteri; Gobiiformes; Gobiidae.
AUGCCUGCGGAGGUGAAGGAGGAGCAGGAGCAGGGGGUGGAGGGGCCCCCAGCUCUGGUCUUGUCCCCAGACCAAAAGGAGGGAGGGGUAGAAACCCCAGGAGCCUCCGACAUCUGUGACGAACUGGACACGCCCACUUCCAUCGCCUCCGCUGUGACCUCGACCAAUGAGAGCUCCACAGAGACUGAUACACCCCAACAGACUGACACUGAGGAGUCCAAAGCAGUGGAGCGAGACCUAAAACUGGACCAGACCGAGAGUCCAGCAGCUCUGAGUCCAUCUGAGCAGAACCUCCAGACCCUGGGCUCUCCAGAACUCACCUCAACCCCAGUGGCUCCGGACCCAACUGGGACCGAGACACCAGCCCCAGCCUCUGAGACCACCCUACCCGAGCCCGCCCCUCUACCCUCCCCCACCCCCACCCCCGGGCUGCAGCCUGACGCCCAGCCAGGACCCACGGACACCCGGGUCUACGCCCUCCCAGACGGGUACCGGACCCUCGGCGGAGACCUGUGCCCUGGAUAUGGGAGUCUGUCCAGGGCCACGGUCCACGGGUACUGGCCGGCCAAGACCUACCAGCCCGGGGCCCACUUCACGCUGCCUUUCCUCAGGGACAGCUACACCCCGUCAGUCCUGGGGGUCCAGACGGAGGAGAGGGCCGAGACCCCGAGCGAGCUGAAGCAGGACCACCCAACGGGGACCUACGCCACGCUGGGGGGAGGCCAUCAGUUCAGACCCAUAACCACGAUGGAGCUUCUCAGAGAACCAUCGAGAACCAGGACGGGGUACGACGAUGCGUUCAUGGCCCAACUGGAGGGGAACCUGAACCCCUUCCUCCAGGCCAUGUGCCGCGCUCAGACCCUGCAGUUCCCCCACAAACGCAGCAGCAUGAUCAGCCUGGACAGCAUCCGGAGAGACCCCCGAUGGCGGGACCCCAACCUGCACGAGGUCAUCGCCAUGCUCAACCACCCCCUGGACCCGGUCAAGUCCAACGCCGCGGCCUACCUCCAGCACCUGUGCUACGAGAACGAGCCCAUCAAGCAGGAGGUGCGGCAGCUGAACGGGGUGCCGGUGCUGGUGGAGCUCCUGGACCACCCCAAACCCGAGGUGCACCGGAAGGCGUGUGGAGCCCUGCGAAACAUCUCCUUCGGCAAAGACCACCAGAACAAGAUGACCAUCAAGAACUGCGACGGGAUCCAAGCCCUGGUCCGGCUGUUGAGGAAGGCCAGCGGCGUGGAGGUCAAAGAGCUGGUCACAGGAACUCUUUGGAACCUCUCCUCCCAUGAACCUCUGAAGAUGUCUGUGAUAAACCACGGCCUCCAGACUCUGACAGAUGAGAUUAUAAUCCCUCACUCCGGCUGGAGGAGAGACACCAGCGACGCCUCCAAGAUGCAGAGCGCGGAGUGGACCACGGUCUUCAAGAACACCUCCGGAUGUCUGCGGUAA